Molecule: messenger RNA, 2336 nt
Organism: Neopelma chrysocephalum (saffron-crested tyrant-manakin)
Lineage: Eukaryota; Metazoa; Chordata; Aves; Passeriformes; Pipridae
Gene: GABRR2
Product: gamma-aminobutyric acid type A receptor rho2 subunit
Exons: 9
Coding region: 104-1573 (489 amino acids)
Biological process (GO): nervous system process; regulation of membrane potential; monoatomic ion transmembrane transport
Cellular component (GO): neuron projection; synapse; membrane
Molecular function (GO): GABA-A receptor activity; extracellular ligand-gated monoatomic ion channel activity; neurotransmitter receptor activity
Source: RefSeq, a predicted model, not a curated record
GUGCGAAGCCCCUGAAAGCCUGUCGAAAGCAUCACGUCGGGAAAGCAGCGUUUCUGCCACUGAUCGCUGACCAACGCGCGACACCGGAAUUAGAGUUGAUUCAAUGUUUAAGCCCGGGGGGAAUUGUACUACAGGAGGUCACUGGAGUGCAGAGUGCCCGGCUCCCAUUUUCAGCAAGAUGCCUUAUUUUGCAAAACUCCUUUUAUUAAUCUUUUGUUUAGUUCUUCUUGUGGAAAGCAGAAAACACAGGAGGAGGAGGUGGACAAGCCAGCUGGAUGUGCAGAGGGCAAGUCACAUCUUUAAGAAGAAUCAUGACUUGACCAAAGCUUGGAAAGGAAAGACAGAGCAGCUUCUCAGAGUCGAUGAACAUGACUUCACCAUGAGGCCAGCUUUUGGAGGCCCUGCAAUUCCUGUUGGGGUGGAUGUGCAAGUUGAAAGCUUGGACAGUAUUUCUGAAGUUGACAUGGAUUUCACUAUGACCUUAUACUUAAGGCACUACUGGAAGGAUGAGCGUCUCUCCUUUCCCAGCACCAACAACAAGAGCAUGACCUUUGAUGGCAGGCUGGUGAAGAAGAUCUGGGUCCCUGAUGUCUUCUUUGUGCAUUCCAAGAGGUCCUUCAUUCAUGAUACCACCACAGAUAACAUCAUGCUGCGAGUGUUCCCUGAUGGUCAUGUCCUCUACAGCAUGAGGGUCACAGUGACAGCAAUGUGCAACAUGGACUUCAGCUGUUUCCCCCUGGACUCUCAGACAUGUUCUCUGGAGCUGGAAAGCUAUGCUUACACUGAUGAAGAUCUGAUGCUGUACUGGAAAAAUGGGAAUGAAUCUCUGAAAACUGAUGAAAAGAUUUCUUUGUCUCAGUUUUUGAUACAAAAAUUCCACACUACAUCAAGACUGGCUUUCUACAGUAGCACGGGUUGGUACAAUCGACUCUACAUUAACUUCACUUUACGUCGACACAUCUUCUUCUUCUUGCUCCAAACUUACUUCCCUGCCACCCUCAUGGUCAUGUUGUCCUGGGUGUCCUUCUGGAUUGAUCACCGAGCAGUUCCUGCCAGAGUCUCUUUGGGGAUAACCACUGUGCUGACCAUGUCCACGAUCAUCACUGGGGUGAAUGCUUCCAUGCCUCGUGUUUCCUACAUCAAAGCCGUGGACAUUUACCUGUGGGUCAGUUUUGUGUUUGUCUUCCUCUCGGUGUUGGAAUAUGCAGCUGUGAAUUACCUGACAACGGUGCAAGAGAGGAAGGAGAGGAAACUCCAGAAAAGGUUUUCAUGUUCGUGUGGAAUACCUCACUCGAAAACUAUGAUGCUGGAUGGAAACUACAGUGAAUCUGAUGCCAACAGCCUGGCAGGAUAUACAAGAAACCAGAUGGUACCAGAAGAAGAAAAACAAGAAAAGAUAGUUGUGCAUUUGGCUAUGAGCAAUGAAUCUAAUUCAUCAAGGAAGAGAGGCCUGAAGGGUCAUGUGGGCUUGCGCAUCAUCCAGAACACUCAUGCAAUUGAUAAAUACUCAAGAUUAAUAUUCCCAGGCACCUAUAUAUUUUUUAAUUUGAUAUAUUGGUCUGUCUUUAGCUAAGCAUGCUGGCACAGCAGUGACUGAAUCAGAACACAUUUAUGAAACUCUCUUUUGUUGGUACUUUUUCAGUCUAAUCUGGAUGCAAAGCCAGAAAACUGAUUCUUUUAUUGCUUCUUUGAAGGGCAAAGGGGAGGACUCCAGCAGGCAACUCCGUGCACAGGCAUCACGGAGGAACCUGCUGUGCUGGUUGAUUUCCAACCCACACCCCAGCUCCUGUUUGCUUUAAGACACAUGCCAUUUCUCAUACUUGAAAAUAUGCACUCACCUUACACCCAAAAGGUGCUGGCCAUGCUGGUGGUGCCUGCUGUACAAUGGACAACUAGAAACAGUGCUCAUGUGAGCUGUAAGGAAUUAGAUAAAUGCAACUUGCAAUGGAAGGUCUGGACAGUGCAUCUCCUGUAAGGGGACUGAAUGAACCUUUCCUUUAAAAAUCUCUGCUUUUGAGAAAAUUAUUUUAUUUUUCUUUGGCAUAUUAGCAUUGUAGUUUUUUCAAUUGUUUUAUGAAGAACGCCUCCUUUCAGGGUCCAAAUUCUGCUUUCUCUGGAUAGGAUCUUCAUCAACACUAUUAGGGCAGCUGACUGUCCAAGGUCAGCUGGACUGGUUACAGAGUACAGGUGGUAUGUUUGUGUCAGUGGUAAGAUUAUAAGUAAGGAGCGAUGAUGAAGGAGAGCUAAGAAGCCCACAGACUCACAGAAGAUGGCUCCCAGGGUACCUGGGUAAUGAAAGCGGGGAGGUUUAGGCACACGUUCUCUAUGUCAAUGGA